AUGUCUGAAACAAGAUUGAUUGCCGAGAGUAACUCGGGUGAUGGUGGAUCUAUUGGAAAGAUUUAUGACGAACAAGGCAAAGAUGCUAUGGAAUGGGUUGAAGAAGUUGAUCCUUUUCAUUUAGAAACUUUAACAACAUUGCGAAAAUACCAACAGGCUCAGCCAUCCGAACAAGAAUGGAUGAGACAAUGA
Molecule: messenger RNA, 192 nt
Organism: Rhizopus microsporus ATCC 52813
Lineage: Eukaryota; Fungi; Mucoromycota; Mucoromycetes; Mucorales; Rhizopodaceae
Exons: 2
Coding region: 1-192 (63 amino acids)
Source: RefSeq, a predicted model, not a curated record